Molecule: messenger RNA, 3891 nt
Organism: Dendronephthya gigantea
Lineage: Eukaryota; Metazoa; Cnidaria; Anthozoa; Malacalcyonacea; Nephtheidae
Product: trichohyalin-like
Source: RefSeq, a predicted model, not a curated record
AUGUUGGGAAAAUGUUGGGAAAAUGGUGGGAAAAUGUUAGGAAAAUGUUGGAAAAAUGUUGGAAAAAAGUUGGAAAAAAGUUGGGGAAAAGUUGGGGAAAUAGUGGGAAAAGAGUGGUGUAAAGAUUGGGAAGAUAUUGGAAGAAAGUGGGAAAGGUUGGAAAAAUGUUGGAGGGAAAUUGAGGAAGGGAGGAAAGGGGAGAGGAAGGAAGACAGGACAGAGAAGGAAGAAAAGGGAGGGGAAGGAGGGAAGAGGGAGGGAAGGAGAAGAGAGGAAGAAGAAGGAGGAGAAGGAAGAGGAGGAGAAAGAGGGGAAGAAAGAAGAGGAGAGGAGAGGAGAGGGAAGAAGGGGGAAGGAAGGGAAGGGAGGGAGAGGGGGAGGAAGAAGGGAGAGAGAAAGGGGAGGGGAGAGAGGAAAGAGGGGAGGAAGGAGGAGAAAGAAAGGGAAGGGAGGAAGAGAGAGAAGGAGAAGAAAAGGGGGAGGAAAGGAAGGGAAGAAAAAAAAGAGGGGGAAAAAAAGGGAAGGGGAAGAAGAAAAAAGGGGAGAAAGGGAGCAAAAAGAGGAGAGAAGGAAGGGGGGAAAAGAAAAGGGAGAAGAAAAAGAGAGAGAGAAAAAAGGGGAGGGGAGGAAAGGAAAGGAAAGGAAAAGGGAAGGAAAAAAGCAGAGGGGAAGAGAGAAAAGGAGGGAAAAGGGGGGGAGGAAAGAAAAGGAGAGAAGAGGAGAAAAAGAGAAGAGAGGAAGGGAAAAGAGGGGGGAAAAGGAGAGGAGAGGAGGAAAAAAGGAAGAGGAAAGGAAAAGGGGGAGGAGAAGAGGGGGAGAAAGAAGGGGAGGAAAGGGGGAGAGGAGGAGAGGGGGAGAGAAAGAAGAAGAAGGGAGAGGAAGGAGAAGGAGAGGGGAGGAAAAAAGAAGGAGAGGAAAGGAGAAGGAAGGGAGAAGGAAGGAGGAAGGAAAGGAAAAGGAAAAGGGAGAAGAGGGGAGAGAAGGGGGGAAGAGGAAAGAAGGGAGGGAAAAAAAGGAGGGGGGAAAGAAGAGAAAGAGGAGAGAGGGAGAAGAAAGGGAGGAAGAAAAAAGGGGAAAGGGAGGGAGAGGAGAGAAAAAAGAAAGGAGAGGGGAGGGGAAAAAAAGGGGGGGGAGGAGGAGAAAAAAAGGGAGGAGAAAAAGGGAAAGAGAGAAAAAGAGAAAGGGGAGGAAAGAAAAAGGGGGGAGAGGAAAAGAAGAGAAAGGGGGGGAAAGAGAAGAGGGGAGGAGAAGAAAAAAGAAGGGGGAAAAAAAAGAAGGGGGAGAAAAAAAGAGAAAGGGGGGAGGAAAAAAGAAGGGAGGAGAGAAAAAAAAGAGGAGGAGAGAAAAAAAAGGGAGGAAAAAAAAAGGGGAGGAAAAAAAAAGGGGAGAGGAAGGGGAGGGGAAAGAGAAAAGGAGGGGGAAGGGGAAGGGAAGAGGAGGGAGAGGGAAAAAGGGAAGAGGAGGGAAAGGAAAGAGGAGGGAAGGGGAAAAGGAAAAGAAGAGGGAAGGAAAAAAGGGAAGGAAAGAGGAGGGAAAGGAGAAGGAAAGAGGAGGGAGGGGAAAAAGAAGAGGAGGGAAAGAAGAAAGAGAAAGGAAGAGGAAGGGGAGGGGGAAAGAAGAGGAAAAGGGGAAAAGAAAAGAGGGGGAAAAGGAAGGAAGGAAGAGGGGAGAGGGAAGGGGAAAAAAAAGGAAGGAGAGGGGAAGGAAAAGGAGGGAAGAAGAAAAGGGGAGAAAAGGAGGGGGAGGGAAGAGAGAGAAGAGGGAAGGGGGGAAGGGAAAGGGGAGGGGAGAAGAGGGAAGGGGGGAAGGAAGGGAGAGGGGAAGAGGAGAGAAAAGGGAAAAGGGGGGAAGGGGAGAGGGAGAGGAGGGGAGAGAAAAGGAGAGGGAGGAGGGAAGGGAAGGGGGGAAGGGAAAGGAAGGGAGAGGAGAGAGGAAGGAAAAAAACAAGGGAGGGAGGGAGGGAAAAGAAAGGGAAGGAAAAGGGAGGAGGAAGAAGGGGAGAAAGAGGGGGAAGAAAAAAAGGGAAAGAAAAGGGGAGGAAAAAAGGGGGAGAAAAAAGGGGGGAAGAAAAGGGGGAGGGAGGAGGAGGAAAAAGAAAGGAAGGGGAAAGAGGGGAGGAAAGAAAAGGAGAGAGAAAGGGAGGAAGAAAAAAAAGAGAAGAAAGAGAGGGGAAGAGAAGAAAGAAAAACGAAGGGAAGGGAAAAAAGAAAAGAAAGAAGGGGGGAGGAAAGAGGGGAAGAAAAAAAAAGGGGUGGGAGAGAGAGAGGAAGAAAAGAGGGGAAAAGAAAAGGGGAGAAAAAAAGAAGGGGAGGAGAAAAAAGAAAGGGGGAGGAAAAAAAAGAGGGGAGAAAAAAAAAGGGGGGGGAAGAAAAAGAGGGGAGGGUUAGGGGAGAAGGAGAGGGGAGGAAAAGGAAGGGGGAAAGAAGGGAGGAGGGAGAAAGGAAGAGAAAGGAAAGGAGAAGAGAGAGGGAAAAGAGAAAGGAAGAGAAAGGAAAGGAGAAGAGAGAGGGAAAAGAGAAAGGAAGGGAAAGAAAGGAGAAGAGAGAGGGAAAGGAGAAAGGAAGGGAAAGGAAGGGAGAAGAGAGAGGGAAAAGAGAAAGGAAGGGAAAGGAAAGGAGAAGAGAGAGGGAAAAGAGAAAGGAAGGGAAAGGAAAGGAGAGGGGAAGGGAAGAGGAGGGAGGGGGAAAAAAGGAAGGAGAGGAGAGGGAGAGGGAAAGAAGAAAAAGAGGAAAGAAGAAGGGGAGGGGAAAGAGGGGAAGGAAAGAGAAAGAGGAGAGAAGGGGAAAGGAAAGAGGGAGAGGGGGAAGAGAGGAAAGGGAAGAGGGGAGGGGAAAGAGAAGAAAAGGGAGGGGGAAAGAGGGAGAGGGGGAAGAGAGGAAAGGGAAAAGGGGAGGGGAAAGAGAAGAAAAGGGAGGGGAAAGAGGAAAGAGGAGGGAGAGGGGGAAGAAAAAGAAGAGGGAGAGGGGGAAAGAAAAAGGAGAGGGAAGGGGGGAAGAAGAGGAGAGAGAGAAGGGGAAAGGAAAGGAGAAGGGAAAGGAAAAGAAAAGAGGAGGGAGGGAAAAAAGGAGAGAAGGGAAAGAGGAAAAGGAAAGGAAGAGGAAGGGGAAGGGAAGAGAAGAGGGAAAGGGGAAGGGGGGAAAAAAGAGGGGGAAAAAAGGGAAGGGAAAAGACAAAAGGAGAGGGGAAGGAAAAGGAGGGAAGGGGAGAAGGGGAGGGGGAGGGAAAGGAGAGAAGAGGGAAGGAAGAAAAGAGAAGAGAAAGGGAAAGGAAGGAAAAGGGAAGGGGGAAAAGGGAAGGAGAAGGAAAGAAAAGAAAAAGGAAGGGAGAAAAGGAAAGGAAAGGGGAAGAGGAGAGAGAAGGGAAGAGGGGGAGGGGGAGAGGGAAAGGAGGGGAGAGAAAAGGAGAGGGAGGAAGGAAGGGAAGGGGAGAAGGGAGGGAAAGGAAGGGAGAGGAAAGAGGAAGGAAAAAAAAGGGAGGGGAAAGAAAGGGAAGGAAAAGGGAGGAGGAAAAAGGGGAGAAAGAAGGGGAGGAAAAGAAGGGAAAAAAAAGGGGGAAAAAAAGAGGAAAAAAAAGGGGAAGAAAAAAGGGAGAAAAAAAGGGGAGAAAAAAAGGGGGAGAAAAAAGGGGGAGGAAAAAGGAAGGAAAAAAACAGGGGAGAAAAAAAGAGAAAAAAAAGAGAAGAAAAGGGGGGAAAGAGAGGGGGGAGGAGGAGGGGGAGAGGGGAGGGAAGAGGGGAGAGGAAGGGAGAGGGGGGAGGAGGGAGAGGAAAAAGGAGAGAAGAGAGGAGGAGAGAAAAUUACGGGUCUCAGAGGCGAAAAACGGUCAGCCUUAGGGUUGGGGUUUGCCAUGGGGUCAAGGGUUUGCCAUAGGGUUGGUUUUUUUUCUUUUUAA